AUGCUCGACCACUACUACACGCCGCGAGACCCCCUCCCCGCGGCGGACGGCCUUCUGACCAACUAUGUUUCUCCUGCGGGAGUCGGAAUUGGGGCCGGAGAGAAGCCCAAGCCCCUCCCUCCGCGAACGGUGGUAGACUUGACGAGUCUCAACUUGGACCAAAUCCCCUUUUCUUUCGACUGCGACUCUGACGAUGAGGACCAGAGUGGGAGUGACGAUGGAUAUGUUUCGACCUUGUUAAGGCUGCAGAAGUCGUUGCCCAUUGUUUCGGUCCCGCGUAAGAUUGCUGGAGCUCGUCGCGUGGCUAGGGCAGUGUCGUCGCCUGCUGUGCCGACUACAAUGUCAAUGGAGGUGGAAUCGGACACAACGGGAGCGAGAGAGGCAAAUACGGCACCAGAGGGUGAAAUCUUUCAAAGUAUCACCGCCAUUCCUGGGCUGGAAACGAUGAGUUUCGAGGAGCUUCGCCUUGAAACCUAUCUUCAGUCCCUGAUCGCAACCGGCUCAGCUCGACCACAACCAGCCUUUACCCCGGCAAUGGUCAUUCCUCCCGCUUUCAGUCCUCAGUUCUGUGAAUGGGAUCCAGAUUCUGCAAGCAACGACGUUGAAAUGGAUGCACCCAGCGCUGCUUCUCCCUUAACCUCAUCUCCACCCUCGGUUUCCCGCUCUGCCUCGUUUCCUGUUACCGCUGGCAAUGUGACGUGGCUCUGA
Molecule: messenger RNA, 708 nt
Organism: Mycena indigotica
Lineage: Eukaryota; Fungi; Basidiomycota; Agaricomycetes; Agaricales; Mycenaceae
Exons: 3
Coding region: 1-708 (235 amino acids)
Source: RefSeq, a predicted model, not a curated record